Messenger RNA from Suillus subalutaceus, 2298 nucleotides. RefSeq names its product GC-rich sequence DNA-binding factor-like protein-domain-containing protein. The transcript is spliced from 3 exons. Bases 1 to 2298 code for a protein of 765 amino acids. Gene Ontology annotation, cellular component: U2-type post-mRNA release spliceosomal complex. Gene Ontology annotation, biological process: spliceosomal complex disassembly. Gene Ontology annotation, molecular function: nucleic acid binding. Lineage: Eukaryota; Fungi; Basidiomycota; Agaricomycetes; Boletales; Suillaceae. The record is from RefSeq and is a predicted model, not a curated record.
AUGGGAUUUACGAAGGGUGGUAUCGGUUCUACAUCUAGUGCUCCAUCUGGACCUGCUAUCGCUUCCCCGGCCCCUACCAAACUAGCGUCUACAUCCGAGUUGCCAACCGCCUUUGGUGGUAACAGUGCCCCUCGGGCCCAACGCUCUUUCCUCCGCAGCGGGACUUCCUCUACAAGCAAACCAUCCACUCCGUUACCUGCACAUGAACAAGCACACUUCAAUAAGAUUGGAGGUACCAUCGGUGCUCAGAUGCUUGCAAAGAUGGGAUGGCAGACUGGUACAGGUCUCGGCGCGACUGGGGAUGGUAUUGUUGUUCCAAUCGAGAGCAAAUUACGCCCGAGUAAAAUGGGUAUCGCAUUCAGGGGGUACAGGGAGAAGACGGAGCAAAGCAAGCUUGAGGCUAGAAGAAGGGGAGAAAUAGUCAGCGAUGAUGAGGAAGAGGUCCGGCCGGGACAGAAAAAGAAGGGCGAUGCGAAAGAGAAGAGGAGCGACGCUUGGAAGAAGCCGAAGAAAGUGAAGACGAAGGUGGAGCACAAGACAUACGAACAAAUCGUUGCAGAGGCUGGUCAGGAGCCCGCCGCAUCCGGUAUUGGUCAAAUCAUUGAUGCGACUGGCAGAACGCCUCGUGAAGUUGCAUCACUCGCUGACAUAUCUUUGUCAUCGUGGACACCAUCAACCGAUCCUACUCGCAUACCGGAGGUACGGCAUAACUUGCGACUUAUUGUAGACGCAUGCAAGAACGAUCUUGACGGGCUUGCCCGUGAAGCCAAGGCUCUCGAGGAACGCAAAAGAUUCGUUGCUCAAGAAAACAUUCGGCUGCAAAAGAAAGUUACUGAUGAGGCUGAACUCAUUGCACGACUACAACAGGUAAAACUUGUCGUGGACGAUAUUGGCGCAAAGGCUAAGGAGCUAGCUUCUGUUUAUGAGGCGACCUUGGAUGACUUUUCGCCUAUGUUUUCCACACUGCUGGUGCAGUACCCCACAGAGUUCGACAGAUAUCGGUUAGACGAGAUUGUUGUCGCAGCAAUCACGCCGAUGGUCAGACGCAUCGUUGCCCAAUGGAAUCCACUCCAGGAUCCUUUAGGCUUGGUCACAACCUUCCGCACAUGGAAGCAAGCGCUGAAAGUCAACUCUGUUGACAAACCACCAGAUACCCAGAUUGAUAUCUAUGGUGCUCAUACUGUGGCAACCCCUCCUGCUAUUGAAAAGCCCAUGACUCCCUUUGAGUCCCUUCUAUGGAAUGUAUGGCUACCCAAAGUCCGUACCUGCCUUAACAACGAAUGGUCACCUGAGGACCCUACGCCAGCUGUGAAGUUGUAUGAGGCAUGGUCGACAUUCCUCCCGGCAUUUGUGCGCGAUAACAUACUUGACCAACUCAUACUACCCAAAGUGAGCAAAGCCGUUGCAGACUGGAGCCCCAAGCGUAGUACGGUGUCCUUACACGCGCUUGUAUUCCCUUGGCUCCCAUACCUCGGUUUGCGUAUUGACGGUGUUCUGGGUGAUGCGCAAAGGAAGGUCAAGAGUCUUCUGAGGAGUUGGGUACCAGCAGACGGCGCACUCAAGGACCUCAGUGGAUGGAGGGAGGUUUUCGACAAAAGCGAGUGGGACGCAAUGCUCCUCAAGUAUGUUGUACCGAAAUUAGGCUCGUUGUUGCGUGACGAGUUCCGUGUCAACCCCCGCAACCAGGAUAUGGAACCGUUGAAGCAUGUUCUCGCGUGGUCUACGCUUCUCCACGGAAGUGUAUUUGUCCAGCUGCUAGAAACCGAGUUCUUCCCGAAGUGGCUGGAUGUACUGCACAUUUGGCUCAUACAGCCAAAGGUCAGUUUCGAAGAAGUUGCACAGUGGUAUUCCUUUUGGAAAAGCAGUUUCCCGGAUAGUGUGCAGUCUAUGCCCGGUGUUGCACGUGGAUUCACUCGCGGGUUGCAACUUAUGAACACAGCUAUCGAGCUCGGCCCUGAUGCGCCUACGAUGCUGAAACGCCCGGAUCUACGUGCAGAACAGGCGAUUGCAAAUGCGUCUAUGAAGAAGCCGACUGCAACGAAAGUCGCUCCUGCGCGUGUUCAAGAAAUCACCUUCCGCUCGAUUGUGGAGGAGUUUUCUGCGUCACACAAUCUCCUGUUUAUUCCUACGGGGCGUGUGCAUGAGAAGUCGAGGAUGCCAUUGUUCCGCGUCUCAUCUAGCAUUGGAGGGAAAGGAGGCUUGCUUGUUUAUGUACAAGAUGAUGCUGUGUGGGCGCCUGAUGGGGAUGAGUAUGGGGCAAUUACCUUGGAGGAUAUGGUUCUUAGGGCCAACAAGUAG